Messenger RNA from Aspergillus fijiensis CBS 313.89, 659 nucleotides. RefSeq lists its product as uncharacterized. The transcript has 2 exons. The coding region runs from base 117 to 539 and encodes 140 amino acids. NCBI's taxonomy places the organism in Eukaryota, Fungi, Ascomycota, Eurotiomycetes, Eurotiales, Aspergillaceae. The record is from RefSeq and is a predicted model, not a curated record.
GCUACGCAAAUUGACUUGACUCCCUGCUCGGCCUGUUUCUGCCUAUUUCUUUACAUUUUUUACAUUACUUACAGACUACAUACCACCCAAGACGGGACCUGCCCUCUGCAGAUGUAAUGUACUGUACCUCCAACAGGCCUGCAUAUUUGCUCUCGCUCACACCAUCAGGAUUUGCUUGCCGGCGCUACAAAGGACGCUGCACAAAGAAGUUACUUAAUUGUCAGUUGAAUGGUUGGCUACUUUCAGGGAUGUGCUUGUUUCUCGAGGCAGAUAGAUUGGGGUCCCCUCUCGCAUCCUCUCCCCACCUGCGGCAUCAGCGGUACUGCCGGUGGACGUGCUCUGCAUAUCAGCCAGGACUUACUGAAGCAGUGAAGCUGAUCCUUUCUUGUCUGGAAAGCUGGAUUUUUUUCAUGAUUACCCCUCCCGAUGAUUUUAAGAUCAUCAGGAGUCCUGAAACCACCUUUCUCCGCAUCAUCCUAUCAAGACCAGCUUCAACAAACGCCCCGGACUUGGCGGGAGCAUAUGGAAUUAUUGGGUAGUGACUACAAACGAGAUCCAGUACAAACGCUGAACUGCACUUGGCUUGUGACAAACAGAAACGAGGGUAAUACAAGGUUUCUUUCCAGUGUGGUAGUAUACUCCGUUUGACUCUCACUCCG